AAAUGGAUAACAAGAAAAGGUUAAUUCAGUGUGGAGUCACUGGUUAUUCACCGUCAACAUGUCUGUGGACAAUACCACAAUAUUAUUGGAAGGGUUUCUGCAGAAAAGAAAGGAUACUCUGAAAUUAAUUUGGGUGACGUAUUGGUUCAGGCUCCAAAAUACAACCUUGUUCUUCUACACCAAGAACUGCAGCGCUUCACACUUAAGAGGCUACUACUACAUCUACACAGUGCAGUCAGUGACGGUGGUGCAUGGAUUGGACAGCAAACGUUUUAUGUUUCAAAUCAUUCUAAAAAAUGGAAAAAGAAAAACAUUGGCAGCUGAGACAGCAGCGCUCAGAAAACAGUGGGUCACACAACUGUGGGAGGCCAUGUCCCUGUCUGUCUCUGGCCUAUCAGAGCGCAGAGGAACGGCCUCUGAGGAGUGUGAACAGCGAGAUGGACAGGAGAGCAGCACACAGCUCUGGCCCCGCAGCCCUUCUCUGAAGGAGCCUCCUGGUUCUCCUGCUCCUGUCUCAGCAGCUUCCUUAAUCCAUAAUCUCUAUGAAUCGAAGAAGACUGUUUCCUCCUCUAAGAUCGUCCCUCAAGAGCAGAAGGGCGACUCCUUCAACAAUCAGCAGAGCAACACAGAGUCCAGAUCAGAAGGAGUCUACGACGUUCUACCGCUGAGAAACCAGAUGUGUGAGAUUGACGGGAACAAACUGCUGAGAGAGGGCGUGUACGACACUCCUGUGUUCAGACGGACGACUCCACCACAGGAGAUGUGUGAGAUUGACGGGAACAAACUGCUGAGAGAGUGCGUGUACGACACUCCUGUGUUCAGACGGAUGACUCCACCACAGGCAGAGUCAGCAGAGAGUAUCUACAACAUUCCAAGAGUUCCCACGUCUGCUCUCACACCAGAUGACCACCAUGAAGACAUGGAUUGGAGGAUUUGACAUCCACUUCAUAGACCGGAGACAGAAUUAAUCAACUGUUAUACAGAACAAAAACAAACUCCAUACCAAAGAUAUUCCAGUGUGGAUUUAAUCUCAUCCCUGUUUACACAGAUCAUGCAGCCAUUUAUAUUUACACAGUACAGGAAUAUUCACACCCUCAUACAAACAAUUAUUCACAACAAUUGCAGGUCACCUGGUUCACAGUUUAAAUUGUACGCCACCAACACACAUAUUGCUGUACUUCACACUUGGUUAGAACUGGUUUCAAUGGGAAUGGCUUCAAGAAAUUUAACACAGUU
This is a messenger RNA of Cynoglossus semilaevis (tongue sole), 1236 nucleotides long. RefSeq lists its product as uncharacterized. The record is from RefSeq and is a predicted model, not a curated record. The coding region runs from base 59 to 937 and encodes 292 amino acids. The transcript is spliced from 11 exons. NCBI's taxonomy places the organism in Eukaryota, Metazoa, Chordata, Actinopteri, Pleuronectiformes, Cynoglossidae.